This is a messenger RNA of Actinia tenebrosa (Australian red waratah sea anemone), 832 nucleotides long. RefSeq names its product meiosis expressed gene 1 protein homolog. Lineage: Eukaryota; Metazoa; Cnidaria; Anthozoa; Actiniaria; Actiniidae. The record is from RefSeq and is a predicted model, not a curated record. Gene Ontology annotation, cellular component: nucleus.
UGACGUCGCGUAGCGUUCUUUUAUAAACAGUUGAUUUGAAACCUUCUAAAAUACAAGGUACGUUGGUCUCGUCUAGAUCUUAGAAAAUAUUCCCGUUUUAUAAUGAUGGCAGCAGCAGUAACACAAGCAAAACCCAAAUCUGUAUCAAGACCUAAACACUGGUCAGAAGAAGUUGAAGAAGCUUAUAGAUUUCAAAUAGCUGGAUACAGAGACGAAGUAGAAUAUGAAGUAGUAAAAGGAAGGUCUGCUGAUCGCUGGCCUCACAACAAUUAUGUUAAAAAGCUCCAAAGAAAAGAUGGUUAUUUUAUAUACUUUGAUAAAACAAGAGAAUGUGCUGACAAAGAUGUCAACAAGUGCAAAAUGUAUGGAUAUUAGCUGACAACCUUUAAACAAUUGGAAGAGUUUAACCAUAAAAUGAGUAAAGGGACACACUUUAUUCAUAUCAUCAGUCACACCAUUAACAUUUUACGUGCUUAAUAUUAAACUUUAGUCUUACUCUUUCAUUGCAUAAAUAAAUAUUUAAAAAAGGGUGAAUUAUAAGUACCAAGCAAUAGUAGUUUUCUAGUAUUUAAGAUCAUAAGUUAAGAGAUCUAGAAUAUGAAGAACAUUACAAAUUAAUUUUUAUAUAAAACUAUAUUAAAAAAUUCCAUUCCACCCUCCUUUUUGUUGUCAUUUUUAAAUAACAUUAAUAAUUAUUUCUUCCAUGAAAUUACCUCAAUUUUUUACAGCUUCAUAUUUAUGAGUAGAUUAAAUAAACUAAAUCUCUUAAAUAUUGAUGUAAAUUUGUAGAUAUUUUAAUCAGAAAUUCAACUAUUAAAUCGUUUUUAAUAAA